UGAUUUAGGGUCCUGACUUAAGCUGCCCAAAACACUUUAUCCAUACUUUUUCGUUUUUUUCUUUUUCUAUUUGGUUAGAUUAUUCUGUAUCAUAUGGACACGUAUAAUUCCCGUCCAUAUCAUAGCACGAUAAGAAGUCCCCUGUCAUUCAAUAUGUUAUCAUUCUACAUAGUCAUUUCCACAAACACCAAGCGAUCAAUCAUACCAACAAGGCAACCACUUUAAGCUUGCCAGUUCCAUCCCCGAAAUUCAAUAUGGAACAUCAAGUCUCACAUCGCCCUCCUCCUCGCGUUCUUGUUUUUCCACUCCCUGCACAAGGCCCUGUCAACUCCAUGCUCAAGCUAGCAGAGCUUCUUGCCCUCGAAGGCCUUUAUGUCACUUUCCUCAACACCCACUUCACCCACAAUCGUCUUCUCCUUCACACCGACAUGCAAGCUCGUUUCGAAACCUACCCCGGCUUCCUAUUCAAGACCAUCUCCGAUGGCCUUCCAGACGAUCACCCCCGCUCGGGUGACACAAUAAUGGAGGUUAUUCACUCAAUCAAUAGCGAAAGCAAGUCAAUUUUCAAACAGUUGCUGCUAUCAAAUGAAUUGGGUACUUCAGAAGGUAACCCUUUAGUGAGUUGCAUAAUUGUGGAUGGAAUUUUUGGUGGUUUUACCACUGAUAUUGCCAAUGAGCUUCACAUUCCAAUUAUCCAUUUUCGUACAUUCGGAGCUUGCUGCAUCUGGGUUAAUAUGAACAUUCCUAAUGUCAUUGAAGCCGGAGAGCUUCCUGUUAGAGGAGAAGAAGACAUGGAUAGACUAAUAAAGAAUGUGCCAGCCAUGGAAAGCUUUCUACGGUUCCGAGACCUUCCAAGUUUCUGCCGAGCUAGUGACCUAACAGAUCCAAAUCUCCAAGUUUUUGUGCAACAGACACUCCAUAGCCCAAGAGCCCAAGCAAUCAUCCUCAACACGUUUGAAGAUCUAGAAGGACCAAUACUCUCACGCAUACGAACUCUAUGUCCCAAUAUUUACUCCAUUGGACCUCUCCACAUGCAGCUUAAACGAAGACUCGCCAGCAAGGAAUCCUCAUUUCAAUCUUUCAAUAGUCUCUUUGAAGUAGACAGAAGCUGCAUGACAUGGCUUGAUGCUCAGCCUCCAAAGACUGUAAUCUACAUCAGUUUUGGUAGCAUUACUGUCAUGAAAAUAAAUCAGCUUAUUGAGUUUUGGUAUGGUUUGGUGAAUAGCAACAUAAGGUUCUUGUGGGUUGCUCGCCUGGACUUGGUUGCCGGAGAUGGCAACCAUGCUCAAAUCCCACCCGAACUCUUGGAAAAGACAAAGGAUAGAGGGUUCAUAGUAGGUUGGGCACCCCAAGAAGAGGUCCUUGCCCACCCAGCUGUAGGUGGGUUUUUGACACACAGUGGAUGGAAUUCAAUUUUAGAGAGUAUAGUUGCUGCGGUGCCUAUGAUAUGCUGGCCUUACUUUGCUGAUCAGCAGGUGAAUAGUAGAUUCGUGAGUGAGGUAUGGAAGCUUGGGAUGGACAUGAAAGAUGUAUGUGAUAGAAAAAUUAUAGAGAAAAUGUUGAAUGAUCUGAUGGUGGAAAGAAACGAGGAGUUUUCAAAAGCUGCAAACAAGAUGGGUCGAUUGGCAAGACAAAGUGUGCAUAAAGGUGGAUCAUCCUACCAUAAUUUGGACCGCUUGAUUGAGGAUAUAAGAUUGACAAGCAGUGGAAGAUUCGGUAGACAAGUUGAUAUUCAGAUAAAUAAAUAAUGAUCAACUUGUUUGGCCAUUUUCCGAGCAUAUACCCUUUUUAUUGCUAUCGCACUUAAUAUUAAUUUUACAGAUACUGUGGUGUUGAUUA
This is a messenger RNA of Ziziphus jujuba (common jujube), 1839 nucleotides long. Its product is annotated as 7-deoxyloganetic acid glucosyl transferase. Lineage: Eukaryota; Viridiplantae; Streptophyta; Magnoliopsida; Rosales; Rhamnaceae. Gene Ontology annotation, molecular function: UDP-glycosyltransferase activity. The transcript is spliced from 2 exons. Bases 255 to 1748 code for a protein of 497 amino acids. The record is from RefSeq and is a predicted model, not a curated record.